Messenger RNA from Stylonychia lemnae, 267 nucleotides. Lineage: Eukaryota; Ciliophora; Spirotrichea; Sporadotrichida; Oxytrichidae. The record is from the annotation of a GenBank genome assembly.
AUGGGGAUUGUGAUAGCCUUGAUAUUGAGUGCCUAUCUCUUGAUCCGAUUCACUCGCAUGAAGCGAAAAUACAGAUUGCGCAAAGCACUCCAGAACGCUGACACCAACAGAGUCCAGGGAGCUAUAGUAAACUAGUUCAAUCCUUACGACUAGAUACCUGAUUCAUUUGACGAGUAGUACGGCAUCCCAAUCCAAUCGUCUGCUACCAGCGAAGUUAUGGAGGGCAACAAUCAGAAUCAGUAUGCUUUUGACCCUAAAAAUCUAUGA